This is a messenger RNA of Myotis daubentonii (Daubenton's bat), 545 nucleotides long. RefSeq names its product interleukin-8. The record is from RefSeq and is a predicted model, not a curated record. Gene Ontology annotation, biological process: chemotaxis; defense response; immune response. Gene Ontology annotation, cellular component: extracellular region. Gene Ontology annotation, molecular function: chemokine activity. Lineage: Eukaryota; Metazoa; Chordata; Mammalia; Chiroptera; Vespertilionidae.
AAUUAGAUAAGAAAUCAAUGAGAGAAACCUGGUGACUCAGGUUUGUUCACAAAGAGUGACCGGAAAGCUCCAGGUUAUGGAAUUUCCUCUGACCUAAUACAGGAAUGAGCGGCACAGCUCUCGCUGUUGAGAGAAUAUAAAAAGCCAGGGGUACUCUUCAUCCAGCACAAGUCCCUGAGGACAACAGAGCUCACCAGCAUCUAGGAGAAGAGCCCAUCAGAAACCACCUUGCCAUAAACAUGACUUCCAAGCUGGCCGUCGCUCUCCUGGCAGUGUUCGUGCUUUCUGCAGCUCUGUGCGAAGCUUCAGUUCUGCCGAUAAUAGAAUCAGAACUUCGAUGCCAGUGCAUUGGUACGCACUCUACACCUUUCCACCCUAUGCUUAUCAGGGAACUGAGAGUGAUUGAGAGUGGACCACACUGUGCAAAUUCAGAAAUCAUUGUAAAGUUUAAGAAUGAAACGUUGCUCUGCCUGGACCCCAAGAAACACUGGGUGCAGAAGGUUGUGCAGACAUUUUUAGAGACAGCUGAGACGAAAGAGCCAUGA